Molecule: messenger RNA, 948 nt
Organism: Prunus dulcis (almond)
Lineage: Eukaryota; Viridiplantae; Streptophyta; Magnoliopsida; Rosales; Rosaceae
Exons: 6
Coding region: 1-948 (315 amino acids)
Molecular function (GO): phosphoprotein phosphatase activity
Source: RefSeq, a predicted model, not a curated record
AUGUCAGAAAAGUUGAAGGGCAAAGUUGAACGUUCUGGUAACAGUAGUAGUGAAGCCAAAGAAUGUGGCCUCCCUUUGGAGAAACUGAACCUUGGUCCAAGAAAGAAGCUUCUUGUUCUUAGCCUUGGCGGGUUGCUUUGUCAUAGGGUACACCGCUACGAAAGAGCCAAUAUACCACGCUUUCGCUAUGUUGAUGCAUCAUAUGGAAGCUUUUUAUGUUAUUUGGACAUUGCCUUGGAUUGUGUGAUGAAAGGACUGAGGAGUAAACUGGUAUUUGCUUGGGAUCAAGUUAAAUGCACUGAUUCUGGGUUCAAGACCUUGGAGAAGAGAGACAAGCCUCUCUUUCUGAAGGAGUUGAAGAAAGUAUGGGAAGGUAAGUGCUCCAAAACCAGAUCUUCAUCUACUGGGAAAUAUUCUUCAUCAAAUACACUGUUGAUGGAUAACCAGCCUUACAAGGCCCUGCUGAACCCUCCUCACACAGCUAUCUGUCCUGCUGAAUACAAGGUUGACCAAGUUGAUGACAUGGCUUUAGGUCCCAUGGGUGUAUUUGGAUGGACUGGCAGAUGCAGAUGUUCCUUCUUACAUCCUCUUUACACCUUUGGGGGGUGUAAAUAUGUUUUUUGCUCCAAUGGGAAACAAUGUAAAUCUAAAGAUGUAAAUACUCUUCUCCAUUUUUCCUUUACUUUUCUUAGCUGGGUCCCACUUGCAAGAGAUGUAAAAAAAGAUGUACAAUCAAUUGCAUCUAAAUUUACAUCUCAUGGUGGUGAUAUAAUUAUACAUUCAUUUACACCCCCCAUUGCGGGUGAUUCCAAUCACAACAGGUGUAUAUUUAACAUACACUCCAUUAUACACUGUGGAUGCUCUUAUGUUAAAAUACACUGUGGAUGCUCUUAUGUUAAAGAGCAUCCAUUUGGCCAGCCGGCAGUAACCACUGCCCAUUUUGAUUAG